This is a messenger RNA of Verruconis gallopava, 2100 nucleotides long. RefSeq lists its product as uncharacterized. The transcript is spliced from 2 exons. NCBI's taxonomy places the organism in Eukaryota, Fungi, Ascomycota, Dothideomycetes, Venturiales, Sympoventuriaceae. Gene Ontology annotation, biological process: prenylcysteine catabolic process; prenylated protein catabolic process. Gene Ontology annotation, molecular function: prenylcysteine oxidase activity. The record is from RefSeq and is a predicted model, not a curated record. Bases 140 to 1744 code for a protein of 534 amino acids.
AUCGCUUCCGUACUAUCACAAUCGGUCCCAAUGCUUACGGAAGCAAUGUAAAUAAGCCAACAAAGAAGUCCAUAUUCGCUAGACGGUGUAUUGCCUACGCGUUUUUCUUCUCUUUCCAGCUUUCAGCUUCCGACCCGUCAUGCGUUUUGCCAGCUUCGCGUGGCUGCUGUCUGCAGUUGCGGCUGCAUCGGAAGACACACACGAGGGCCAGCCGGCGCCUGCAGCGAGCCCGAAGCGUGUCGCAAUAAUAGGCGCCGGCGCUGCUGGUGCGUCCACAGCCCACCAUCUCCGCAAGUACGCCACGCAAGCCCACAUGCCCCUCGAGAUCACCAUAUUCGAGCGAAAUGACUACAUUGGUGGACGCAGUACCACAGUAGAGGCCUUUAACGACACACUGCUGGCCCCGAUUGAGUUGGGCGCCAGCAUCUUUGUCUCUGUCAACUAUGUGCUUCAAGACGCCGUGAAAGAGUUUGGGCUGCAGCUCAAGGAGCCAUACGAAGGACCGGUUGCCUUAAAAGAUGUUCCUUUCAUGGGCAUAUAUGACGGCUCCAAGUUCGUCGUCACCAUGCAGGAUUCAGGGUGGUGGAGCAGUUUGAAGAUGUUGUGGCGUUACCUGUACGCUCCAAUCAAGGCAGAGCAGCUCAUGAAGGAAACGGUGGGCAAAUUCCUCAAAAUUUACGAGGCGCCCUAUUUCCCAUUUCCAAGCCUCACGAAGAGGGUGUACGAUUUGGGGUUGAAAGAAGCCGCAGGCAUGACUGGACAACAGUUUCUGAAAGAAAACGGCAUCAGGGACGAUUUUGCCAAUGAGGUCAUACAAGCUAUGACGAGGGUAAAUUAUGCGCAGAAUCUUGGGGUCAUCCAUGGUCUAGAAACGAUGUGUUCUAUUGCUACGAAUGGAGCCGUUGCGGUCGAAGGCGGCAAUUGGCGCAUCUUUGAAGCAAUGGUGAAUGCCAGCCAAUCCAUCCCACGACUUGGGAGAGCCGUCUUUGCCAUCAAAAGACACGACGAUGGCACCUUUACUGUGGCUUCAAAGAGCGAGCCCACAUGUCCAACCUGCACCGUCUAUGAGGAGAAGUUCGACAGCAUCGUGCUCGCCGCGCCGUAUCAGUACGCCAAUAUCGACGUAAAGCCAAAGCCACAGAUUAUCCCAGAUGCAAUACCUUAUGUGGAUUUGCACGUCACAUUGUUCACGUCGCCCCACUACCUCCAUUCUCCUGCCUUCGGUCUCAAGCCCGACGAAAAGGUCCCUAGUAUGCUGCUGACCACUCUCCAAUCCAACGAACAGCCGGGUUCAAAUGCGACAUACAAAGCGAAGGCUGGUUUCAAUUCAAUCUCGCUCCUGGGCACACGCUUCAACCGUAAAACGGGUGGAGACGAGUACCUCUACAAGAUCUUCAGCAUGGACCCAGUACCAGACGAAUUCCUAGCCAAGAUUCUCGGGCUCGACGAGAAGAAGCAGUUGAGCAAGGGCGAUGUAAGCUGGGUGUAUCGGAAGCUAUGGCAGAGCUACCCGUAUGAGUUCCCACGCGUAACGUUUGAGGAGCUUCGCCUUGACGAGAAUUUCUGGUAUACGGGUGGCAUUGAAAGCUUCAUCAGCACAAUGGAAACAAGCGCGCUGAUAGGCAAGAACGUGGCACACUUGCUGGUCGAUGAGUGGAAGAGUCGGCAGAAGACUCACGUUCACGCCGACCAACGUCAGCCUGAUGUGCAUGCGGCACAGGAACCAUUGCAAGCUGAGCUGUGAGCUUGUAGACUCAGGUUGCUCGUGAGAGACUGCGAAUUGAUCCCAGGAGUCAUCCUAAGAGCUUUUCACAGCAGCAUGGACCGGAUCGGCGGUUCAGUGGUUGGAUGAAUUGCGAACAUCGCACAUCACACACCUUGUCCAAGCCCGGCGCCGGCCCAAAGAAUAGGUGCGAAGUGCCGUGGCAUGUUAAAUCCAAAGAGGCUUAUAAUGUAUAGAAUGGCGAUUACUGCUGUUGGCGCAAGGAGCAGCUCAGUAUGCUGCAGGAAAGGCAGGGCUAUACAAUCAUAACAUAUUAGCGUGCGAUUUACGGUCAAUCUUACAGUAAAUAAAGAAUCUAAGCAGCAAAAGAAAAAAGA